This is a messenger RNA of Aphis gossypii (cotton aphid), 2442 nucleotides long. Its product is annotated as echinoderm microtubule-associated protein-like 2. The record is from RefSeq and is a predicted model, not a curated record. NCBI's taxonomy places the organism in Eukaryota, Metazoa, Arthropoda, Insecta, Hemiptera, Aphididae. Gene Ontology annotation, molecular function: microtubule binding. Gene Ontology annotation, biological process: microtubule cytoskeleton organization. Gene Ontology annotation, cellular component: mitotic spindle.
AGUCGUUAGCAGUUCGGCCGAACGUUCGUUCCUCCGUGCUUUCUCCAGUUUUUGUCGCGUCUCGUGUGUGUUAAUUAUAUAUCAUAUAUUUUAUACUUUGUGCCCUACGUGUAAAGUAAUUUAUUAGUCUUGCCGACAGAGUACCUAUAUAGGAGAAAAUGCCAUUCCACCGUGCCGAUACUAAAAGUACACGUGAUGCUACGUACAAUGAAGAGGAGGGCAGCGUACGGAUGUUCCUGCGCGGACGUCCCAUCAACCUGUACGCGCCGACUGCUGAGAUCGCGACCUACGACAUCACUAAAGUGGCCACCGCUCCUUCGUCCAAGCUAAAACUCGAUUGGGUUUAUGGGUACAGAGGAAAAGACUGCCGUUCCAAUUUAUACUUGUUGCCCACCGGUGAAAUGGUAUACUUUGUGGCCUCCGUGGCUGUACUGUACAACGUCCAAGAACAAAGUCAGAGACAUUAUUUGGGACAUACGGACGACAUCAAAUGCUUGACCAUUCAUCCCAACAAGCUGUUGGUAGCUACUGGCCAGACUGCUGGACACGAUAACCACGAAGGAAAACCUCAUAUUCGAGUGUGGAAUUCAGUCAGUUUAGCAACAGUGGUUGUGCUGGGUUUAGGAGAAUUUGAACGGUCUAUCAGCUGUCUGUCGUUUUCUAAAGCGGACGGUGGCAGUCUUUUGUGUGCCAUCGACGAGGGAAACGAUCACAACAUAUCCGUGUGGGACUGGCAAAAGAACGAAAAGGGUCACAAGAUCACGGAGACUAAGUGUUCUAUGGAUACCGUUGUGGCUGCGGAAUUCCACCCACUGGAACGAAACCAAAUCGUAACCUGUGGCAAGGGCCACAUCAGUUUCUGGACACUGGACGCCGGCGGUACCCUGUACAAGCGCAACGGAAUAUUUGAGACUACUCGCGAUCGUCCCAAGUACGUGACGUGCUUGGCGUUCACGCAAAAUGGAGACGUCUUGUCUGGAGACUCAAACGGAUCCGUUGUCAUUUGGGGACGUGGAACAAAUAACAUCCUAAAAGUCGCACGAAAUGUGCAUGAAGGAUCAGUGUUUUAUUGUGUGUUGAAAGAGGGCAGCAUUAUAACCGGAGGUGGUAAAGACGGUAAACUGAUCCAGUUUGACACUUCGAUGCAUCCCACUGGAUAUGAAGCACAAAUAGCUGAACAUUUGGGUGGUAUACGUACAGUAUCAGAAGGUCGUGGAUCACAAUUGCUAGUCGGAUCAACCCGCAAUUGUAUUUUGAUCGGUUCUCUGUCGAUGGGCUUCAGCCCUGCUGUCCUGGGCCAUACCGAUGAACUGUGGGCGUUAUGUCCUCAUCCUACUUUAGCUCAAUUUCUUACAGCCGGAUUCGAUCGCAUUGUCCAACUUUGGGACUCGUUGUCUCGCUCUGUUGUAUGGAGUAAAGACAUUGCAGAACAAGCACAGUCGGCUGCAUUCUCUAUUGAUGGUCGAAUAAUCAUUGUUGGUUGCGUUUCUGGAAAAUGGAUCGUUAUGAACUCAGAGACACGAGAGAUUUAUUCGACUCACAUCGAUGGAAAUGAACCAAUACAGGUUGCAAAGUUCUCACCGGACGGUCAACUACUUGCACUUGGUUCCAGGGACAAUUACAUCUAUAUAUAUCAGGUCUCAGAUGGUGCCAGAAAUUACACUCGUUUAGGACGUUGCACUGGCCAUUCAAGCUUUAUCACUCAUUUGGAUUGGUCAAAAGAUAACGAGCACCUGCGCAGUAACUCUGGAGACUACGAGCUGUUAUAUUGGAAAGUGAAAGUUUGUCGUCAAGUCACUCACAGCACUCAACUUAGAGACACUGUAUGGGCAUCCAACUCUUGUGUCUUGACAUUCUCCUCCAUCGGAAUUUGGCCUGAAGGAGCUGAUGGCACUGACGUUAACGCAUGUGAACGAUCAAAUGGAUCUAAGCUUAUGGCUACGGGAGACGACUUUGGUAAAGUGAAACUGUACUCAUACCCGGUCAAACAACCUAAGUCGCUGUGUCACGUGUAUGGAGGCCAUAGCAGCCACGUGACAAACGUGACUUUCUUGCAUGACGACUCCAGACUGAUAUCGAUUGGUGGCAAAGACACCAGUGUCCUACAAUGGGAAAUCAUAUAAAAGAAGAGCGUUAAUUGAAUCUUAUAAUUAUUAUUAUUAUUAUUAUUAUUAUUACUAUUAUUAUCAUCAUUAUUAUCGUUCAAAUGAUUCUUCACCAUUAAGAGUAAAAAUUAAUUAUAUUUAUUAUUGUUUAGUACAUUUUUUUUAAUAAUAUUCACUUUAGCACAAAUACACUAUGUGUACAAUGUGUGUGUUAUUAAAAUGUUCUAUUAUAUUAUUCGUUAUUACACAUUCAAUGUUAUGUCGACAAUUAUUCAUAGAAUAAUACUUUAUUAUUAUUAUUAUUAUUAUUACCAUCAUCACUUGUUUUUUUUCCGUC